This is a messenger RNA of Rotaria sordida, 1620 nucleotides long. Lineage: Eukaryota; Metazoa; Rotifera; Eurotatoria; Philodinida; Philodinidae. The record is from the annotation of a GenBank genome assembly.
AUGCUCACAGGUAUACUCGUUGGUAUUUUACUCAUUUUGAUCGUCUCCUAUGGUUGGCACGUUCAUCGAGCCUACAGUUUCUUCACUCGUCUGAACAUUCCUGGUCCACCACCACGAUUUUUUUUCGGUAACCUCUUGGAAAUUUUCGAAACAAAACGUUUUUCAUUAAAGGUUCAAGAAUGGACGAAAAAAUAUGGCCGUAUAUUCGGUUAUUUUGAAGGACAUACACCCAUUCUUGUCAUCUCGGAUCCAGAUAUUUUACAAGAUGUAUUCAUCAAAUCAUUCUCUAGUUUUCCUUCGCGUCGCGAUUUUCCAUUCGAAGAUCGUCACGCAAAACAUGUUCAUCUAUUCGCCGCCAACGGUGUUCGUUGGAAACGACAACGAUUUGUCAUUAAUCCAACAUUUUCAUCAUUGAAACUCAAACAAAUGUCUCCACUAAUCAAUCGAUGUAUUGAUUCUUUCAUGGAAAAAUUAGCUGAACAACAUCGAUGUGAUCAACCAUUCGAUAUCUAUGCUUUUUUUAAACGUUUUACAAUGGAUACAAUUUGGUCAUGUGGAUUUGGUCUGGAUACUGACAUGCAGAAUAAUUCAAAUGAUCCGUAUCUUGUUCAAUCACAACGGGUGACAAACGAAGGGAAUAAUUUUACGCCACUUAUGAUCUUAUUUCUUUUAAUUACUGAACUCAAAUGGAUGUGGAAUGGACUUCAUCGAUGUGAUAGUUCUAUUCGAUAUUGGUUAACUAACUAUCUACCUAUAACACGAAGAUUUAUCAGUGAUGACCCCACGACGUGGUUAGAGAAUCAAGCUGAACAAUUGAUCAAGAAACGCGUUGAAUUAGGCUAUACAAAACGAAUGGAUCUAUUGCAAUUGAUGCUCGAAUCAGCCUCGGACGAUGAUUUCAUUCAAGACCAACCAACGUCCGCCGUUGCCAAUGCUGAAACGAUCAAUGAGAUACCGCUUGUUCGGAAACUGACCAAACAUGAAAUUGCUGCAAAUAUUCCUCUCUUCAUGUUCGCUGGCUAUGAGACGACGAGUACGGCACUGGGCUACAUUGCUUAUGUUCUGGCUACUCAUCCAAAUGAACAACAGAAAUUACAAGAGGAUAUCGAUGCUCAUUUUGAGUCAAAUACCGAACAGGACAUACCGAGCUACGAAUUGGUUGCCGAAAUGAGCUAUUUGGAUAUGUUCAUUCGAGAAACUCUUCGUAUGUAUCCAAUCACACAGACCAUUAUCAAUCGAAAGAAUAUCGAAGAGUUUUACAUUGAAAACGUUGGAACUAUUCCAGUUGGUACUAUUAUCACUGCCAGUAUUUAUGAUUUACAUUUUAAUCCGGAUCUUUGGGGUCCAGUCGAUCCGCAUAUAUUCUGUCCAGAACGAUUUGCUACAAAGCGACAUCCAUUAGCCUGGGUUCCAUUCGGUGCUGGGCCGCGAAAUUGUGUGGGAAUGCGAUUUGCAUUGAUGGAAAUCAAAGUACUACUUGCUAGACUUCUUAAAACCUAUUCGAUUAUUGAUUGUGGUCAACAAACACAUCAUUCAAUCGACGAACUCAACGAAACUUUUGUUAUUUUCCCUAAAAAUAUGAUUGUCCGCGUGCAACGCCGAGAUGAAACGACACAAUGA